Messenger RNA from Exophiala aquamarina CBS 119918, 2700 nucleotides. RefSeq lists its product as uncharacterized. NCBI's taxonomy places the organism in Eukaryota, Fungi, Ascomycota, Eurotiomycetes, Chaetothyriales, Herpotrichiellaceae. The record is from RefSeq and is a predicted model, not a curated record. Gene Ontology annotation, biological process: shikimate metabolic process; chorismate biosynthetic process. Gene Ontology annotation, molecular function: shikimate 3-dehydrogenase (NADP+) activity; 3-dehydroquinate dehydratase activity. The transcript is spliced from 2 exons. Bases 1 to 2700 code for a protein of 899 amino acids.
AUGCAAACAGCAACUACGCAAAUCAGCACUUCCCAAUUCCUUCAGAACUCACCCAAAGCUCAGUCCAUCAGUUCAGACGAUGAGCCAAGGAAGCGAAAAGCAGGAUCUUGGGACGAUCCUGGAAGUCGAAAUAAUUCCAAUCCGACCACGUCAAAUAUGAUCGUUAAGCGUCGCAGAACCGAUAUCUCAACACCUGGUGCACCUGCACUGUCGACAGCAAAUUCGCCCGUUCAGCGACAGGUUAGGAACUUUGAACGGGGUGCCUCAAUCGCUUUCAUCGGUCCUCGAGGCAAUGGAAAGUCCAGUCUUGCAGUCAUCGCAGCCACGGCCCUCCGCAGGGAGGUUGUGGAUGCCGACCACUAUUUCACUCAAGCGACUGGCAUGACUCCAUCCGCAUUUCGAAGGGCACACGGCAUAGAGGAGCAUCGACUGCGUCAGGUUGAGGUUCUGAGAGAAAUGUUGUCGCGAUAUGAAAGGGAUUGUGUCAUUGCUUGUGGACCUCAUUUCGUGGUAGGGAAAGGCAGAGAACUCUUGCAGAAUUUCAGCAGAUCGCACGCUGUCAUUUGUGUUGGUCGGGAGGAUGACAUGAUCAGAAAGUGUCUUGACCUCAAAGACCAAGAACGGUUGUUGGACGUGAUACAGGAAAUGCAUGCGAUCCAUCACCAAGUGUCUAAUUUUGAAUACUAUAACCUCGCAGAGCGAUGGGGAAGCGAGGCUCAAUCGCUCUCGGAAGAUGAACUCCACAACAUCCUGCCUGAUCGCGUGUUUCGACGAAAAUCAUUCCAGACGCUUCAAAACACCAAGAAAGAUCUGCUCUGCUUUCUAAACGCCGCACUGGGACUGAAUUCAUCUGAAGGUCUGUUCCACACCCUCCACCCUCUUGAGCCUGAAAUUCGGCCGAACACCAUGGCCUUGUCCAUACCAAUUGAUUUAAUUGAGUCACCGAGUGUGAGCUUGAAUGAUUUCGAAUGCGGCCUCGAUGCCGUAGAAAUUGUUGUGGAGCUGACUUUGCCUGGGUUGAACGCUUCAAUCAUACCGACGACGUGCGAGAGCCUAGGUCGAUCAAUGGCAGUCAUCCGACGUCGUCUUGCGGUUCCGAUUAUUUGCCAUUUCAGUCUGGACUGCAUCGAAGACACUCAAUUCACACCAGACGUCAUCAAAGAAUAUUUUGCUCUGCUUCAUCUUGGUCUACGUUUCGCACCGGAGUUUCUAACGGUCGACCUUCGGAGUCCAGAUGAGGACAUCCAGAGUUUGAUAUUAUCGAGAGGCCGCGCCAAGAUUGUAGGCAACUUCUACGAUCGGGAUGCCCAUCACGGCUUCUGGUCAGGGGCGAAGCCCGAAAACAUCUAUCGAAGAGCAACCGAGGUUGGCUGUCAUGUCAUACGUCUCUACCGAUCGACGCAAUCGAGAUCAGAUAACUUCUCUUGUCUCGCAUUCAUGUCGAGGAUGAACAGCAACCCAGGUGGGAUUCCGGUAGUUGCUUAUAAUGUGGGUACGUUGGGCAGCAUUUCGUGUGCCUUGAACGCCUCCAUGACGCCGGUAACACAUCCACUGUUACUUGCCAGCAAAACUUUGGAAAGAGCAAAGGCUGCACCGUCGACAGCACCGACUAUCACCACGCAAGAGAUUCAGCAGAUACUAUAUGCCACGCGCACUCUAAAUGCGCUCAGUUUCUAUGUAUUUGGCGCGGAUGUCGAGUACAGCCUUUCGCCAGCCGUACAUAAGGCCGGGUUCCAAGCAUGCUGGAUGCCUCACAGGUAUGAUAUUCGGCAGUGCAAAUCCUUGGAAGACGUACGUGCUCUCAUACAGGACGACUAUUUUGGUGGCGCGAGUAUCAGCAUGCCCUUCAAGCGAGAGAUCUUGUCCACAGUUGACUCUUUGAGCCCUUCAGCACGAGAAAUUGGAGCUGUCAAUACAUUGCUUCCUAUCCGUCACCAAGACAGCCAGCAAUCACUAGGGCAUCCAUUCUCGAAGUCUCAAAGGAAUCGAGCUGGCCCUCUUACAGCUUUGCAUGGCGCCAAUACCGAUUGGAUGGGCAUCUAUGCCUGUAUAUCCAGGUACAUAUCCCCGGCUAAUGCUCCAUCUCCCCGGACAACAAGCCUUGUCAUUGGAGCUGGUGGUAUUGCCCGGGCAGCAAUUUACGCCAUGGCACGGCUGGGAGUGAGCAACAUCUUCAUUCUCAAUAGAACUCUAGAAAACGCAGAGACACUGGCAAAGCAUUACAACUCCAAGAGUGAAAGCAACCAUGAUUCUCGUGGUUCGAUGGUCAGUUCAAGCGGCACAUCGACUGCUGUGAGACCUGUCAUCCACAUCCUCAAAUCCCGAGAAGACGUCUGGCCCAAGGAAUAUUCAUAUCCCAGUAUUGUUGUAUAUACUAUACCAACACGUCAGUCUGGGAAAAGUGGUCACCGCAAUCUAAGAGUACCAGAACACUGGCUUCAAAAUGACACUGGAGGCCUUCUUGUUGAUGUGUCUUACCAUGAUUUUGAGCCGGCAACGGCACAUCAAACUCAGGAAACAGAGCGCCGGGGUUGGGUGACGAUAGAUCCGAUCGAGAUCUUCUUCGAACAAGGCGCUGCCCAAUUUGAGCUUUUUACUGGUACUCCAGCGCCUCGAAGUGUGAUGUGGGACUCUUGCCUCCGGCAGUACAGCCAAGAUGUUUUGAAGCAUGUCGGUGCUAAACAAAAUGCGACAGGGUGA